AUGAGCUUGUCACACAACCCUUCCAUCACACGCGCAACCGCGCAGCUGGACGACGACGACGAAUGGGAGUCUAUGCCAGUCGAAACUGCGCACACCUCAUCCGCUUCGAUACCCGUCAGUGCCUACUCGAACCCACAUGAUCUUCCCUAUGGAGACGAAGAUGAGGACGAUUCCGAUCCGGACGAUCCACGCAGAUUCCGUUCGCUGCCCUCCCGUUCCUCGACUCGCAAUCUGCCAAAUCGCUCCUCCAGCGGAACUCAUCACAAGCGCUCGGCUGCCAGGUCCCAAUACCUCACCGGCAACACUGCUUCAUCUAUCGGAGCAUCUGCUUCUCGCUCUCAGAAUGCCGCCACAAAUGCAACCGGCAAACACCUCGACAUUGACGACGCACGAGGCUACGACUGGCGCUCCAAACCAGCAAGCAGCCAGCACGCCGGCGAUGAUGAUGAUUCCGAUGGCGAAAAGGGCUACACACAGCUCAGACUCGACGAGGACGAGGAGGCAGAGCAACUUCACGCUGCAACCCAGUACCUCUUUAAAGAUGGCGCUCACCACGAUCCAUACGGCGACACUUCUACCGCCACCCCCCUCAACCAGAUGAAGACCACCAAACAGCUCCUUUCCGACGGUCAAAAGAUCGCUUAUGUUGGCCUCUGCAGCUUGAUAGCUUCCGAAAUGGUUCGACAAAUGCGCAGAGUACCUGGCAAAAACCUCGAAUCUGCAAAGAAAAGCAUUGAUAGCUGGAGGAUCAAGGUCAUGGCUCGACUCUAUCAGCAUAUGGAGAUCGAAAGCUCAGAGCAACGCAUGAUCGAGUCCUUAGCUGAACACGGUGUUCUGGCUACCGAUCUUGCGCCAUCUCUUAUCACCACGCAAACCAUCGACAAUCCCGACUUUGACCCAGAAGCUCUCAAAGAAAGGCAACAAGAGGAGCAGCAACUCCAAGAGCAGCACCAGCGAGAGCAGAACUCGUCAGAAAAUCUGUCAUCGAGCCCCACAAAUACAACCUCUGCCCAGUCUGAAAUUGCCAAGUCUUCCGAAUCAGAACCAGGACCAAACAGUGAUGAUCAACAGAAGCCAUCUGUAGACUACGACGAGGAGGACAAGGGGGAAGAAGAUUCUGACGGCGACUUGGGAGCAAGCCGGUCAAGGCUGUCCAGAUCCCCACCUAAAGACGGAGCCAAAUCACAUGCAAUCAACCCCAAGCAUGCUUCGAUCGACAAUGAAGGCUUCGACAUUGGCAUGCAGCUUGAUGAUACUACCAAGGUCCAACAGAAGGCCGACGAUCCGACAGACACAGCCACUUCUCCAUCCGCCUCUCCACAUCAGGACUCAGCAGCUCCCCCCAUCAUCGCAGAUCCCAACACUGCCUCGCAGCUUCUUAAUGCUAUAGACUCGGUCGGUGGCACGCCAACACUGCCUGACGUGGAAGCAGGGCCGGGUACUGUGACAACAACGCUAGGCCUCACAAAAGAACCGCAAGCUCUUGAACCGCCACCUGGUGCGCUCGAUGGUGUCACCACCAGCAUCAGCAGCGCCGAUGCUACCAUCACACUCGAUCUCCGAUGGACCGUGCUCUGCGACCUCUUCCUAGUCCUCACAGCUGAUAGCGUCUAUGAUGCUCGCUCCCGUGUACUACUCGAGCGAGUCGCCUCCUACCUCGGCCUCACUUGGAUGGAUGUGACUCAAUUCGAGAAGCGGAUCACUGACGCCCUUGAGAUUGAAGAAGGCGUCGAGAGCCUCAGCGAUCAGUCGGCCAUCAAGCAACGCAUGCUCAUGGCAAGAAAGAAGCGCAUGGUCAUGAUGGGUUUAGCCACUGUAGGAGGCGGUCUCGUCAUCGGCCUUUCCGCCGGUCUGCUAGCACCCGUCAUCGGCGCGGGCAUGGGUGCUGCGCUGGGUGCUGUCGGCAUUGGAGGCACCACCAGCUUCUUGGGCGGCGUUGGAGGCGCUGCCCUCAUCACAUCCACCGGCACCGUAGGAGGCAUGAGCCUGGCGGGCCGAGGCAUGAGCCGACGCACUCGCAGCGUAAAGACGUUCGAGUUUAAACCGAUCCACAACAACAAGCGCGUCAAUGCCAUCAUUUCCGUGCCCGGUUUCAUGAGCGGGGCGCAGGACGACGUGAGACUACCUUUCAGCGUCAUCGACAGUGUCAUGGGCGAUGCUUUCAGCGUCUUGUGGGAGCCCGACAUGAUGCAAGAGAUGGGAAACGCGCUUGGACUCCUUUGGAACGAGACCAUUGUACAAGGUGUACAGCAAGCCUUGGCACUGACCGUAGCCGGUGCCGGUGCCAUGCUCACGGCGUUAGCGUGGCCACUGUGGCUCACCAAGUUGGGCUACCUCAUCGACAACCCUUGGUCCAACGCUUUAGACCGAGCUCAAGCUGCGGGCCUUAUUCUCGCAGACACCUUAGCCAAACGCCAGCUCGGCGUGCGUCCGAUCACGCUUGUUGGCUACAGUCUGGGUGCCAGAGUCAUCUUUUAUGCGCUCGUCGAGCUCAGUAGGGUCAAGGCGUAUGGCAUCGUACAGAACGUCUACAUCAUGGGCGCUCCUGUCACCGCCAAGGACGAUACUUGGAAAGAGGCUAGAAGCGUCGUUUCAGGCCGGUUCGUCAGCGCCUUCUCUCGUAGUGACUGGAUUCUGGGCUACUUGCAUCGCGCAGCUUCCGGCGGCCUCCGAAGCAUUGCUGGCUUGCAUCCCGUCGAGAGGGUCCAAGACAUUGAGAACGUCGAUGUGACACACGUGGUUCCGGGUCAUCUCGGCUAUCGGCCUUUGAUGCCGCUCGUGCUCGGCGAGCUCGGUUUCCGAACCACUGCAGAUUAUUUUGACGAGCCCGAAGAUCUCAACGCCAUCCCAGAGAGGCAAGUGGUGCGCGACGAAGCGCCUAGUAAUCUCGAACUUAAGCCCGUCUCUACCAGUACGGGCGGCUUUGGCAAGAUCUUCCGACGCAAAGGCACAAGCAACACAAGCAGCCGAAGCGCGACUCCGGCACGAUCCAACUCUGCUGCUGGUGCAGCGCCAGCCGCAACUUCAGCAUCUGGACAUGUGGAAUACGAUGAGUACGACGAUGACGACUUGCCGCCCCGGGUUGAGCAUGAGCCAAAGCCGGCUCAGCAACCCAGCGCUGCUCAAGUAGAGAAAGCCAAGCAGAUGCAAGAGGAAAUCGUCAAGCAGUCUGUCUCUCGCGUUGAAGCGGUACGAGCGUCGCACGAAGGCUCUGGCCGUGCUGCCACGCCGGAAGCGGAUCGACCGAACUCGACGAGCGCCCACUUUGACACUGAGGCGAUCAUGCGUGAGCUGCGUGAGUCGGGCAUCGAGGUCAAAGAAUUGGAAAGUUCACUGCCACCUCUUCCGCUUUCCACUGAAGCCGCAACGUCUGCAGCGCCUUUGGCCGACGAAGAUAGUACGGACGCUCAUCAGCGACCAAGUACAACUGGGCCUUCUGCCAUCAGUCCUGUUGGUACUCUUACAGCGACCGAGAUAGGCUAUUUGGAGUCGGCACAAUCUCUGUCGCGAGCUGAUUCGGUGGCGCCGGACGGCGGCAUUUCGCUCACAUUCGCAUCGUUCGACGAUGAGGAUAUCCGACCCGCCGAAAUCGUGACAGAGUCGGCAACAGCAAAGUAUGGCUUAUCGCCGUCAGUGGCAGAAGAACUCGCAAAUCGAUUCAAGGAGGACGAUGCGGGGGGGUUGAGUUUGGCAGAAAGCGGACCUGUGCUGAGGGAUGUGGCAUGGCCAGGAGCAGAAAAUGGGUGGGGAGUUGCACGUCCGGACACGUCGUACGAUGUUUCGAUGGGAACCAGGAGUGCGAAGCAUUCGCUGCCGACAAGUUCGAGUCUUGGGUUUGCUGAGAUACUUUCGCCUAGUCACGAACGAUCACUGGACGCAUUGACGCCGCCCAGCGUGGCGGUCGGUAGAGGUUUUGACUUUAGCAAGCGCACUCGGUACAGUGCCAGGCUCGUCACAAUCGGAACGAAAGCGCGUUUGAUCUGGGCUCGGGGUCAAAGCCAUUUGCAUCGGGCGAGCGCGGCCAGCGACGUCCUGGGGACGGAAGCGGCAUGA
This is a messenger RNA of Mycosarcoma maydis (corn smut), 4053 nucleotides long. RefSeq lists its product as uncharacterized. The transcript has a single exon. Lineage: Eukaryota; Fungi; Basidiomycota; Ustilaginomycetes; Ustilaginales. The coding region runs from base 1 to 4053 and encodes 1350 amino acids. The record is from RefSeq and is a predicted model, not a curated record.